AUGCUCUCUGCCUCUGUUCCCAACAACACUGCCUUCCAUCCUUCCACAUUCAUUCUACUUGGAAUCCCUGGGAUGCAAGACCAGCAUGUCUGGGUUGCCGUUCCCUUCUGCUCCAUGUACAUCCUUGCUCUUGUGGGCAAUGGUACCACCCUCUACAUCAUCAUGACAGACAGGACUCUGCAUGAGCCCAUGUACCUCUUCCUGUGCCUGCUUUCUCUCACUGACCUGGUCCUCUGUUCAACCACCUUGCCCAAAAUGCUAACAAUCUUCUGGUUUAGGUCCCACCUCAUUUCCUACCAUGGAUGCCUCACACAGAUGUUUUUUGUCCAUGCAGUGUUUGCCACUGAGUCAGCAGUCCUGCUGGCCAUGGCUUUUGAUCGCUAUGUGGCCAUCUGCCGUCCACUUCAUUAUACGUCUAUCCUCAAUGCUACGGUGAUUGGAAAGAUCGGUCUGGCAUGUGUGGUCCGUGGUCUUAUCUUUGUUUUCCCAUUUGUCAUCCUCAUCGAGCGCUUACCUUUCUGUGGACAUCACAUCAUCCCCCACACCUACUGUGAACAUAUGGGCAUUGCCAAGCUGGCCUGUGCCAGCAUUAAGCCUAACACCAUUUAUGGUCUCACGGUGGCUCUCUCAGUCACUGGCAUGGAUGUCAUCCUCAUUGCUGCCUCCUAUGGUCUAAUCCUGCAGACGGUGCUGCGCCUGCCCUCCAAGGAUGCCCAGUUUCGAGCAUUCAGCACUUGCGGAGCCCAUAUUUGUGUCAUUCUUGUGUUCUAUGUACCUGCCUUUUUCUCUUUUUUCACUCACCGUUUUGGCCACAAAGUACCUCCUCAUGUCCACAUAAUACUUGCCAAUCUCUAUCUCCUUGUACCUCCUGUUCUCAACCCUCUGGUCUAUGGUAUUAAUACCAAACAGAUCCGUCUGCGAAUAGUUGGCUUUUUUGUGGGGAGGAGGUAA
This is a messenger RNA of Erinaceus europaeus (western European hedgehog), 951 nucleotides long. Its product is annotated as olfactory receptor 52D1-like. The transcript has a single exon. The record is from RefSeq and is a predicted model, not a curated record. Bases 1 to 951 code for a protein of 316 amino acids. Gene Ontology annotation, cellular component: membrane. Gene Ontology annotation, molecular function: G protein-coupled receptor activity; olfactory receptor activity. Lineage: Eukaryota; Metazoa; Chordata; Mammalia; Eulipotyphla; Erinaceidae. Gene Ontology annotation, biological process: G protein-coupled receptor signaling pathway.